AUGUUUGCUAAAAUGUUUGGUCCAGCAUAUAUAAAAACUUAUACACUUAACAUGAUUAUUAAUGCUUAUAAAGCUACAGGAAUUUGGUCUUUUAAUCCUAACACUAUUAAUCCAGAUUCUUCUUUAAAGAAUGAAAAUAAAAUAUUAAAAGAGGAACUUGAAACAUUUAAAAAUCCCAGAAUCUAUACAAGCAUUAAAAGAAAUGAACAAGUUAGCAAAGAACAAAAUGAAAAGCACAAAAUGAAGAAAAGAAGCAGCAGCCCAAAAAUGAGCUGA
Messenger RNA from Cetraspora pellucida, 276 nucleotides. The record is from the annotation of a GenBank genome assembly. NCBI's taxonomy places the organism in Eukaryota, Fungi, Glomeromycota, Glomeromycetes, Diversisporales, Gigasporaceae.